Molecule: messenger RNA, 1284 nt
Organism: Astyanax mexicanus (Mexican tetra)
Lineage: Eukaryota; Metazoa; Chordata; Actinopteri; Characiformes; Acestrorhamphidae
Gene: asb1
Product: ankyrin repeat and SOCS box containing 1
Exons: 5
Coding region: 164-1270 (368 amino acids)
Biological process (GO): intracellular signal transduction; protein ubiquitination
Cellular component (GO): ubiquitin ligase complex
Molecular function (GO): protein binding
Source: RefSeq, a predicted model, not a curated record
GUAUCUCACGUUCAGCCAAUCAGAGCGCAGCAAAGCACCAGCCCAGCCAAAACAUCCGGCGUAGAAGCCGCACCUUAAGGAUCUGUGAUAGAGCGGCUGAGAGCGCUGCUGUAACUGUGGGAUUAUUAACGCGGAUUAAAGUGUCAGAAACAGCUGGGGGGACAUGGCGGAAGGUGGGGGCGCUCUGGAAGGGGAUGUGGAUGAUGAGCCGCCCAGCACGAGCUACCCGCUGGUCACUGUCUCUCACUCAGCCAGCAGCGCUGUGACAGCAGGUCGUAAUCUGAAGGAAUGGCUGCAGGAGCAGUUUUGCGAUAAGCCCCUGGAGCAGUGUGAGGACAUGCGCCUACACAAUGCUGCCUAUGUAGGAGACCUGGACACCAUCAAGAGCCUCCUGAGGGAAGACACUUUCAAGCAGCGGAUCAAUGAAAAAUCGGUGUGGUGCUGUGGCUGGCUACCCUGCACCCCUCUACGUAUCGCAGCCACUGCAGGUCACAGCGACUGCGUGGACUUCCUCAUUGGACAAGGGGCAGACGUAGACCUAGUGGAUGUGAAGGGCCAGACUGCUCUGUAUGUAGCUGUGGUAAAUGGCCACCUGGACUGUGUUCGGAUCCUGCUGGAGGCUGGCGCUGAUCCUAACGGCAGCAAGCACCAUCGUAGCACACCUUUAUACCAUGCUGCUCGAGUAGGUAGAGUAGACAUCCUUCAGGAACUGAUCAGGUUCAAUGCAGAUGUGGAUGUGGACCACCAGCUGGGACCGAGGCCUCUCUUCACUGCCCGCACCCUCUCCACACUGGUGGUGUGCCCCCUGUACAUCAGUGCUGCCUACCACCACCUGAACUGUUUCCGGCUGCUCCUGGAGGCUGGUGCCAACCCUGACUACAACUAUACCGGCCCGGUGAGCCGCGAAUCACUGGCCCGAGGCUUGGCUACCUGCCUCCUAGACGCUGUGCUCAAGCAUGGCUGUGAGCCUGCGUUUGUCCAGCUGUUGCUGGAUCAUGGUGCUGAUCCACAGCUUGUGCCCUGGGAGGAACCUGACCCACAGACAAUGGGAAGGGUGAGGAUCAAUGCUGAGGCCUUGCAGGUCUACCAAGAGGCCAGGAGAUGUCCGAGGAGGCUGACUCAUCUGUGUCGCAUAACCAUCCGACAGGCCUUGGGUAAGCAUUGUCUGUGGAACAUCUCCAGCCUCCCUCUGCCUGAUGCCAUCAAGAAUUUUCUGCUACACAGAGACUUCUGUGGACCUGCUGUGUCCUCCAUAUUGGCUGUUGAUUGAAAGUCUUAAGGCCU